AUGGCUUCCCGUGCGAGAAUCGCUGCCCUGGGUUCGAGUACCCAGGUCCGUAGCACCCCUGAUAGCCGCCCUGUUGGUCUUGGUACCAUCCCGGGGCUUCUGGCGCUCCAUAUGGCCCUCUCCAGCACGCGGACCCCUUGCUGUCCGCUCUACCCCGCGGCUGGUGAGUUGGGUUGGGUCGAUGCGAAGUUCGACCCACCUCGGGUCGACCCGAAUUGGUCCAGCCAGACCAAGUUCGACCCACUCCAGUCCGACCUGGUUCGGUCCGCUCACCUUCGGUUCGACCCGGCUCAAUCCGCCCACCUUCAGUUCGACCCAGCUCGGUCGUCCGCCUACAAGUCAACCUGGUUCGGUCCGCCAGUACCGGUCAGCACCAAAGGAGCGACCCCAUCCGACCUGUUGGGUCAGCCGCCCAGCCCGGUCCGCCACUCCUCUCGGCCAUGA
This is a messenger RNA of Linum trigynum, 444 nucleotides long. The record is from the annotation of a GenBank genome assembly. Lineage: Eukaryota; Viridiplantae; Streptophyta; Magnoliopsida; Malpighiales; Linaceae.